Kazachstania africana CBS 2517 is the source of this 384-nucleotide messenger RNA. It is a transcript of the gene RPL26B, whose product is annotated as 60S ribosomal protein uL24. The transcript is spliced from 2 exons. NCBI's taxonomy places the organism in Eukaryota, Fungi, Ascomycota, Saccharomycetes, Saccharomycetales, Saccharomycetaceae. The record is from RefSeq and is a predicted model, not a curated record. Gene Ontology annotation, biological process: ribosomal large subunit biogenesis; cytoplasmic translation. The coding region runs from base 1 to 384 and encodes 127 amino acids. Gene Ontology annotation, cellular component: cytosolic large ribosomal subunit. Gene Ontology annotation, molecular function: RNA binding; structural constituent of ribosome.
AUGGCUAAGCAAUCUUUAGACGUUUCCUCUGACAGAAGAAAGGCCAGAAAGGCUUAUUUCAACGCUCCAUCCUCUGAACGUCGUGUUUUAUUAUCUGCUCCAUUAUCUAAGGAAUUAAGAGCUCAAUACGGUAUCAAGGCUUUACCAAUCAGAAGAGAUGAUGAAGUUUUAGUUACCAGAGGUUCCAAGAAGGGUUCUGAAGGUAAGGUUUCUUCUGUUUACAGAUUAAAGUUCGCUAUCCAAGUUGACAAGUUAUCUAAGGAAAAAUCUAACGGUGCUGCUGUUCCAGUUAACAUUCAUCCAUCCAAGGUCGUUAUCACCAAGAUUCACAUGGACAAGGACAGAAAGGCUUUAAUCCAAAGAAAGGGUGGUAAAUUAGAAUAA